CGGGCCGCCGCCGCCGUGACUCAUCGGCCCGCCCGCGUCCCCCGAUCGGGCCAUCUUGGUCGCGGCCGGCGCGGCAGACGGAGCCGCGGAGGAAGCCGGGGAGACCCAGGGCCCAGAACAGUCCAACCCCCUGUGCAGCCCGCGCUGGCCGGGCGAGGUCCGCGAUAAAGGAGCCGCCUCCGGAAUCGGCGUCCGCAGGGCCUGCGCCACCUGCCCGGCGCCCGCUGUGCUCGUCCUCUGGGCUCCGACCGCCCUGCCUUCUUCUUGUUUGCCCUCUUCGGCCACCCUGCGUGUUGCACCCCGCCCUCUCCCCGAUUCCCGUCUGGGCCUACCCCCAUUUUAGCAUCGCAGGGCCUCAGGUUCUGGGCUACGCGUGCCCCCUUCUCCCAGCCCACCGGUCUCGGCCUUUGGCUGCCCUCUGGCCAACAUGGUCCAACCCCAGACAUCAAAAGCUGAAACCCCAGCCUCUGCCGCGUCUACCAAUGCCCAGAUGGAUGACGUCAUCGACACCCUGACCUCCCUGCGCCUCACCAACUCUGCGCUGAGGCGGGAGGCCUCCACCCUGCGGGCAGAGAAGGCCAAUCUCACCAACAUGCUGGAGAGCGUGAUGGCAGAGCUGACCUUGUUACGCACCAGGGCCCGGAUUCCGGGGGCCCUGCAGAUCACCCCGCCCAUCUCGGCCAUUACCUCCAACGGGACCCGACCGAUGACCACGCCUCCCACCUCCCUGCCCGAGCCCUUCUCCGGAGACCCGGGCCAGCUGGCAGGGUUCUUGAUGCAAAUGGACAGGUUCAUGAUCUUCCAGGCCUCCCGCUUCCCGGGCGAGGCCGAGCGCGUGGCGUUCCUCGUGUCCCGGCUGACCGGGGAGGCGGAGAAGUGGGCGAUCCCCCACAUGCAACCCGACAGCCCCUUGCGAAACAACUAUCAGGGAUUCCUGGCAGAGUUGCGGAGAACCUACAAGUCUCCACUGCGGCAUGCGCGGCGCGCCCAAAUCCGGAAGACUUCUGCCUCUAACCGGGCCGUGCGGGAGCGGCAGAUGCUGUGCCGCCAGCUGGCUGCCACGGGCACGGGGCCCUGCCCCGUGCACCCAGCCUCCAACGGGACCAGCCCAGCUCCGGCCCUGCCCACCCGAGCCCGGAACCUUUAAGAAUGGGCCACCACCCUGGUCGCAUCUGCCGCCACGCCGACAGCAUACGCACACCCUUUGCUCCUGUAGAAGAGACGUCCAUACAACGGCAUCGCCCUGGUUUGAAGACCUUCCUCCCUGCCUCUCCCGACCUGUUCCACAAGGAGAUCUUCCUUCCUCACUGUUGGGUGCCCUCUUACCCUCUUGGCUUCCUAGUGACCUGUGCUAGCUUUGUACCUAGAGCGCAUGUGUCCCCUCUCUUGCUUGCAACCCCGGCUCCUCUAGCGACCACGGCUCUGCUACCCGGUCACAGCGACUCCGCAGCCUGCCGCAGACCGUUUGGGCUGACCUCUCCCGGCCUCGCCAGGUUCGCCGAGGCUCCUCCUCUGCCCUCUGCGGGCCCCCCCGUGGCAGCCCCACCCCGGCUGCCCUGUUGGGGGUGACGAGCUCACUGACGCCCGAGGACGGCCGCUUGGGCCGGGCCGGUGCCUUGUUUGGGGGCCCUGGGGAGGGGAGUCUGGCUUCCCACCCCUAGCGAUCACCAGCCCUGGCCGAGUGUUCGCUGCUGGGAGCGUAGUGCCAGCGUUUCUGGGGGGCAGGCUUCACCCUGCGCUCGGACACGUAGUCAGUACGCCCCCCCCCCCCGUCGCCACUGGGAAAGACCGCUCAUGCGGCUAAGGGAGGGGCCCCCAGAGGACGCACGCCAGUAGCGCCUGGCUUCAGCUGCCAGCGUUCCGACAGCGCGGGGAAUCCUGGGGAUCUGGAACUCACCUGCCACAGAAGGUCCUUGUGGCUUUGGAUCGCCGAGCAGUUUCGUCCAGCCACCAGAGACCGCACAUUCACCCACAUCCAUGCCUGAGACCCACGGCCGGCUGAGGGGUGGGUGCCAGGGGCUCACUCCGCCGCCCCGGGCCUCCAGUGGGAAUCCCCGCCGGCUCCCAGCGUGUGCUCGCCCCCCCCCCCUUUGCCCCGUAUCACUUGGUGGCAGCCCUGUCUAGCUUGAGACCUGUUCCCGUCUCCACGCGGGUGACAUGUGGCCUUGGCCUCAGCCCCUUCAGCCACCCACACCGUCCGUAGGUCUCCAAAGCCUGUGUGUGGCAUGCUCCCCCCCCCCCCCAUGCCUGGGCUGUCCAUCGGGUGCCCAGCCUUGGUCUAAGAAAGCGUGGACUCGUAGCUGGAGACCCAGAUCCUCUGGGACGCCUCAUUAAGCACUUCCGGUAGGGGCCCUCGCCUCCGGCAGCCCCGCCAAGGCCUUGGUGGCAUCUGUGAGGGGAAAGAGCUGCGGUCUACCCUGGUCCUAAUGUGGGGACGGUACAGAACUGGCACUCGGGUCCUGAUUCUGAGGGACAAAGCUGUACCUCUCAAGGUGGACGGCCUUUCGCUUCCUCACAGGGGACGCCCCGAAGUCACUUUCUAAAUGAGACUUGGCCAAGCCCUUUGGACCGUGAUGCGCUCGCCAUACUCAAUGCCAAACGAACCGCGUUUACGGGACCGCCGGGACCACGGGGGGGAAGACGGGGUGUCUUGCCCUGGGUCCCUCCGCCCUGUGGUGAACGGUCCUGGCCUGACCACGGAAGGAGAGCCUCAGUGCCCACCCGAAGACCUGGGCGUCGGGAUACCCAGAGGUCGGGUGCUGGGGUCCAUCCUUUCUUCCUAAGAGUUUCGAUGAUGCUGGGGAAGGUGACUGCGUUCUUGAAGCGGCCACUGCCUUGCAAGGUCAAGGAUAUUCAGUGGCUGCUGGGGUCCGUGGACCCCUGCCGCCCACUCGUUGCAAACUCUUGUUAGCCCAAUUGCCCUGCUGAACAACUGCCUGAAAACAGGCUUCAGGCCCCCCUGGAUUCCAGCCACGGCUGUUCAGGUGGGACCAUGGUGCUCUUUAAGCAUGACUGGGGGGAGGACACACAGUGGGGCCACCAUUCUGGGGGGGGUGGGACCUCUGGUGGGGGGUGUACAGAUCACUUUCUCUUUGUGCUCAGUGCCCUACUGUCUGCCUGCUAGGGGGAGGCACCCCUCUGAGGAGGGGGUACGGGCGCCUGGGGGGGGCAAGGCGGCCUGCAGGGGGUAACAGACACCUCCAAGGUUUCCACGUGGCCCAGCUCGGCAAGGGUGGGAGCCCUCGCGCGGGAGCGGGGCGGGACCUGUGCCGUCUCGCCGAGCCCAGGCCCGCCCACGCAGCACGUGGAAGUCCGCCACGCUUGCGACGCCCGGGGCGGGGCCGAGAGCCAGGCUGGCCGCGCGACCCCGGGGGGCGCUGUCGUGCCCGGUUCGGGCUGCUGCCCCAGCUUCCUUUGGUUUGGUGAGUUGGGUUUCACCUGUGGGUGCUUGGCGUCUGCGGGCCGGGGACGGGUGCCAUUGCACAAAUGCGACCUUGACCGCUACCUGCAACUUUGGAAAUGAGUAGACGAGAGGCCCAGGGGGUCGCCCCCCCAUGGGGAGUCCCCACCCCCGUGGCGCUAGCGGAAGAGGGGGAGACCCGAACUCCGUGCAGCCGAGAGCCAGACCACGUGACCGGGAGGGUCAGGCUGGAGAAGGAAGCGGGGGGAGGGGAGCUGCUUUGUACAUACUUGGGGGUUAUAAUUUCUCUAAAUUGCAGAGAACAGGUAUUGGUUUCUAAAAGGGACAGGCAGUUAGUAGUGUUACACAGUGCAUGUGGGGGGACGCUUUAUGUUUUUCAUGGUGUUGACAUUAUUCGAACUAUAUUGUGACUUUUCUGGUCUACACGAUACCCCCUCUGGGGCGUAACGGCAUCGUUUGAGAUGGCAUUUCGAACAAGGGGUGAGUUCCUGGCUGAAUGUAUAGCGCGACCUUGGGAUUAACUUAAUGACCGAAAGCAUUCUGGUGAUGUCUGGGUAAAAGCAAAGACCCGUUUCAGGGGCGCCAGGUAAGUAUAUGAUGAGUAAGCAAUGACGGGGGUGCAAAAAGCCCCGAGAAGGCGCUGGCAAGACUUUCCCGGUGCACAGGCCCCUGCCGUCAAGGG
Molecule: messenger RNA, 4103 nt
Organism: Lynx canadensis (Canada lynx)
Lineage: Eukaryota; Metazoa; Chordata; Mammalia; Carnivora; Felidae
Gene: RTL6
Product: retrotransposon Gag like 6
Exons: 2
Coding region: 428-1147 (239 amino acids)
Source: RefSeq, a predicted model, not a curated record